AUGAAAGAGUUUGGUAGGAGCAGCUGGAUUGCAUUGAAAUGGAUCCUCAUAUAUCUAAAAGGCAACAAGAAUCUGGGGAUUUUGUUCAAGAAGGUUGAUUCUGGAAAUGGUGAUCCAUUGAUUGGAUAUUGUGACUUAGACUUUGCAACAAAUUUAGACAAUAGAAAGUCUCAGACAGGAUACAUAUAUAAGUUGUAUGGUGCUGCUGAAAGUUGGAAAUCAACAUUACAAUCGGUUGUUGCUCUAUCCACUACAGAAGCCGAGUACAUUGCCCUCACAGAGGCAGUGAAGAAGAAGUCUGUGGUGGUUGUACCUGAAUGUUCUCCAGAAUUGAAGCCCGUCGUCGGUCAGAAAUUCCAAUCCCUUGCUUUCACUUUCACGUUUUACGAUGUAUAUGCCCGCGUUGUUGGUUUUGAUACGUGCAAACAAGGGAUGAGGAAGGCGGACGAUGUUACAACCUGGUAUUAUCUUGUAUGCAAUAGGGAAGGCAAGAAAAAGUCGAAAGAGGAUGACCAAUUGAAUGCACAGUCUGGUUUUUCUAUGAAGCGCAGACGGUUAUCCAAGCGGUGUGGUUGUAAAAUGAGUAUAUCGUUCAAGUUCUCCCCGAAGGAGGAGUUCCAGAAAUUCAUUCUUGACUGUUCCAAGGCUAAUAUAGGCCCCACACUUACCUUUAAGGUGUUGAAGGAAAUUCUCGGUGGGUUUGACCUAGUCGGUUGCACUGUCGGGGAUAUCAGGAAUGCUUCUCGAGACAUCAAAGCAUACGCAUAUGGUUUCGAUGUGCAAAUGGUGUUGGAUGAUAUGGCUAAGAAGAAGGAAAUGUCCGAGGCGUUCACAUAUCACUACGAAGUUAAUGCUACUAACCAGUUGGUUGCUCUGUUUUGGUGUGACUGCAUGAUGAAGAGGAAUUACCACAUGUUUGGUGAUAUUGUGGCCUUUGACUCCACGUACAACACAAACAGGUAUUGUAUGAUCUUCACUCCUUUCACGGGAAAGAACAAUCAUGGAAGACCAGUAACCUUCGCUGCCGGAUUGGUGUGCAACGAGAAAACAAGGGCAUUUGCUUGGUUGUUCAGGCAUUUUGUUGAAUGCAUGGGUGUAGCACCCAAGAUGAUCGUAACAGAUCAAGACUUGGGCAUGAGAUCAGCUAUAGAAGAGGUUCUUGUUGGCACUCGACACGGAUGGUGUAUGUGGCAUAUAAUGCAUAAGUUGGCCACCAAGGUUCCAAACAGGUUGCUUAGGGCCGAAGAUUUCAAGAAGGAAUUCAAUGCCUGCGUUUGGACGGACCUGCUCGAAGACGUUGACUGGUUCAACACAUUUUUUCCCCAACAUGAUUUUGGAGAGGAACCUGAUGAGGUGGACGUGGUGAAGAUGUGGGUGAUGAACAUGAAGGUGGAGGCUGGGAAGGCCGCGCCGUAUAGCGGCGCGAUGGACUGCGCGGUGAACAUGAUCAAGGCCUUUGGCGCUACAAAGGAUUUAUUCCAACCGUUUCGAGGCAGAGCCCUUUCACCGUUGUUCUAA
This is a messenger RNA of Salvia splendens (bonfire salvia), 1518 nucleotides long. Its product is annotated as protein FAR1-RELATED SEQUENCE 5-like. Lineage: Eukaryota; Viridiplantae; Streptophyta; Magnoliopsida; Lamiales; Lamiaceae. The record is from RefSeq and is a predicted model, not a curated record. Bases 1 to 1518 code for a protein of 505 amino acids. The transcript is spliced from 5 exons.